AUGACUGCAGACCAGUCCUCUCAGGAAUCAACGAAUAAGCCGAAGGCAAAGUCAAGAAAGCAAACUAGUCAUGCUAGUAAAAGGAGAGGAAAAUUGAAUAGAAAUCGAAGAUUUGAGAAUGAGAAGAGCUCUAGAGAUAAACCGAAGGAAAUAAAGAACGAUUAUAAAUACUUAGAAGUUGUCAAACUAGUAAAGAGUAUUCAACCAGUGACCAUAAAUGGUGUCCGUACUGAUGCGAUACUUGAACAGGCUCAAAAAUCCCUACAGAGCUCAAAGCAGCAUGAUCCAACGGAGCCCUUCCCCAGCUCAUCGAAGAAUCGCAAGAGGUCUACAAAUGUUUCACUCAUAAGCAGCAGCUUGGAAGACUUUUUUGUAAGGCACCCGAGCUCGCCACUUUACUUGAGCUUUGUAAUCGAGAAUUUAGACCCAGACUUUCCCUAUGAUUUACCCUUUCUUCAAAUUACCCUAUGCAUUCCCACAACUUAUCCAUACAAGAACGAAAAACCUCAUAUAGUUGUUUUGAACGACGACAUCCCAAGGGGUUUUGCCGCCAAUGUUGAAAAAGGAUUUGAGAGAAUAGCUAAUAUAGCAUUGGGAGCAGAGGAUGAGGAUAUCAAACUAGUGAAUGGACGCGGACUUCUUUCACAGAUCCAAACUUUAAAUCGCUAUUUAGAAUUCUUUUUAAAGCAAAAGAGUAGGCCAACUGUUACUUUUGUUAAACCGAAGAGCAAGAGACAAGUGCAAUAUAAUGAAACAUUAGGGAGCAAACAAACACAUCUGAAAAAUGGGAAAUCAGUGUCUUCUAAAGUAAUCUUUAAUCUGCUUCCAUCAACCACUGAAAUAGGAUAUAGACAGAGGCUUAUAAACGAGGUUAUUGAUAGAAAGAUUAGCUUGAAGCUAUUCAAAAAGAACUCUCACCAAAGUGUUUACAAACUUCAGCUUCCUAUUCGAAGUAAUGACUCAAGCAUUCCAGAAAUUUGGCGAAUGCGUCAGACGAUUGACGUAUUCUUGACCAUACCGAUCGACUAUCCCAAAAAUGAAUGCAAACUAUCUAUACCAGAGAGCUUCAGUAAAAAUAUCCUUUUCAGAAGUGAUUCUGAUCUCAAUUUAUCUACUCUUAAAGAGACUGAACUAAGUGUGUCUACUAAUUUUCUGAAUUACGAGUUCGGGUCUGAUAACUUGCUACACAGAUUGAAUUUUUUCAUCAACAAUUUCUGGGCUUUUUGUCUCACGCAAAAUCAGUUUCAUACUUGGAAGAGUAAUAUGAAGUAUUUAACUAGCUCUUGA
Priceomyces carsonii is the source of this 1287-nucleotide messenger RNA. RefSeq lists its product as uncharacterized. The coding region runs from base 1 to 1287 and encodes 428 amino acids. The transcript has a single exon. The record is from RefSeq and is a predicted model, not a curated record. Lineage: Eukaryota; Fungi; Ascomycota; Pichiomycetes; Serinales; Debaryomycetaceae.